AUGGAUGUCUCAGAUAAUAACAAAAAACAGCCUGAGGUAACGUAUGUGGAAAACGUAGAUGACGUCACGUCAAAAAGUUGGGAUAAUAAGACAGACAUAGAGUUGAAGGCAACAUAUGCCUCUUCCGAGAAUAACGAAUCCUUGACAGAUGAAGAGAGAAAGGGCACUAUAGUAGAGCAAUCAAUUUUUAUUACCAAAGAAGAUAUCCCUGAAUCGUUGAAAGAUUUCACAACUGAAGAAUUAGAAGAAUUGUCUAAGAAAACACGUUUGAAAAUGGAUCUUAGGAUCCUAAUCAUGGUGUGUUGGAUUUAUAUCUGUAACUAUUUGGAUAGAACCAAUAUUGCUUCUGCAAGAUUGGGUGGUUUAGAAGAAGAUUUAAAUUUGACAAGUACACAAUAUCAAACCGUCUUGUCUGUUCUAUUCGUCGGUUACAUCACAAUGCAAAUUCCAUCAAAUAUUAUAUUAAAUCGUUUGGGAAAGCCAUCUCUUUUCAUUACAAUUAUUAUGACAGUCUGGGGUAUUAUUUCAACUUGCACAGGUGCAGUUCAAAGUUAUGGUGGUUUACUUGUCAUUAGAAUAUUAUUAGGUUUUGUAGAGUCUGGAUUUUUUGGUUGCUGCUUAUAUUAUUUAUCUUGUUGGUAUACCAAGAAAGAAUUAGCAUUAAGAAACUCAAUUCUAUACUCUGGUUCAUUGAUUAGUGGUGCUUUCUCAGGUCUAAUUUCUGCUGGUAUUAUUGAAGGUAUGGAUGGUGUUGCGGGUUUAAGAGCAUGGCGUUGGUGUUUCAUCAUCGAAGGUGCUAUCACUGUUGCCACUGUUCCAUUUGCUUAUAUGAUUUUACCAGAUAAUCCAUCCAACACAAAAUUUUUAUCACAAGAAGAAAAAGAUCUUAUUAUGUGGAAAUUGAAGAUGGAUGUUGGUGACUCUGACAGUGACGAUGCUGUUCUUGGUGGCUCUAAAAAUUCUUUCAAAUUCGCAUUAAAAUUAGCUUUCAAAGAUAAGAAAGUAUGGUUGAUUACUGGUUGUAUUUCCUUUUUAGUUGCUGCAGCUGGUGUUACAAAUUUUUUCCCUUCGGUUGUCUCAACAUUAGGUUUUGAAAGAAUUAUUACCUUAUGUUUAACUGCUCCACCUUACUGUAUUGCAGUUGUGACAACAUUUAUAUGGGCUAGUCACUCUGAUCGUACUGGAGAAAGAUUCUGGCAUGUUGUUUUACCUCUUUUUGUUGCAUUAAUUGCUUUUAUCAUUGCAGUUUCGACUUUAAAUACAGGUGCUCGUUAUUUCGCAAUGUGUUUAAUGCCAUCUGGUUUAUAUUGUUCAUACACAAUUAUCAUCUCCUGGAUCUCAUUAAUUGUACCAAGACCACCAUUAAAGAGGGCUAUUGCUAUUUCGAUUAUGAAUUGUUUGGCAAAUUCAACUUCCAUCUGGAAUGCUUACUUAUACCCUGAGAGCAAUGCUCCACGCUAUACAAUUGCCAUGUCCUGUAACAUCGCAUUUAUUUUCUUAUCCAUGUUUUUUGCUUUCCUAUUAAGAUUCUAUUUGAUUUCCUUAAACAAGAAGAUAGAAAAUAAUACAAUGGACUGGUUCAGUGAAUUUGGUAACGAUGGUUCCCAUAUAAAGAAAACUUACAGAUACAUGUACUAG
This is a messenger RNA of Tetrapisispora phaffii CBS 4417, 1638 nucleotides long. RefSeq lists its product as uncharacterized. Gene Ontology annotation, cellular component: membrane. Lineage: Eukaryota; Fungi; Ascomycota; Saccharomycetes; Saccharomycetales; Saccharomycetaceae. Gene Ontology annotation, molecular function: transmembrane transporter activity. The record is from RefSeq and is a predicted model, not a curated record. The coding region runs from base 1 to 1638 and encodes 545 amino acids. Gene Ontology annotation, biological process: transmembrane transport. The transcript has a single exon.